GCAUCAACGGAUCAUCAACGAAUGCGUCUAUCUACCGGUGGCUCUGGGACCGUCAAGGGAGGGGAGAUCCCGAUGAUCAGCUGGACACACAGCUCCAUUUCCGGCGGCAAACAUGAGCUUAUCUAGCUCGCUUGAUAAUGAGCCGCUGUCUGGCUGCGUUCGUCAUGACGUCAACUCCAGGAAUUCAUGAUCUACCUUGCUAUCAGUAGAGGGAUACCUCUCUAUCUCAAUUUUUUAUUGUUCAUAAUCCUCCUAUCUCUUCUAGUCAAGUCUAACGAAUUUAUUCUUUGCGUGGUAUCUCUGAAAGAAUAGUCAUAACGACUCCACUGUCAUCUAUUACCGAAGUCCUACCUAUGACAUAUAGGCCGCGCAGAGGACAAUGGUUUCACUGUGGCGCUCGAACGAUAACCCGGAGCGAGAGGAGCAAGGCCGCGAUGAAGAUGAUAGAUCCAGAGGACAGUAUCAGGAAGCAGAUGAACGGACACGACUUUUACCGAGAGAAAACCAAGGAUAUCUGAGUCCCGAUGAUCCUGCAGUAUCCCCCUACAAUCUGUGGAGUGUCAGGGCUCUCAGAGCCUUGUCCUCUUUCUGUCUCGCCCUCAGUUUCGUCUGGUGGACCUUCCUGCUCGUCUCCAUCUUCGUCAGCCCUCCGAUGAUGCACAGCCGUGGCUCUGGCUUUUUUAGCUUCGCGUAUACGACACUCACCGUCGGCUACCUCGUUAUCGCACUACUAUUCUUUACAAUCCCGUCAAAGGCCAUGACGAUAUCCGGCAUAGUGGUGGCCGUCUUCCUCUUUGUGGAUAUGUGCAUUAUCCUCGGUGUACCUCAGCUGCGCGUCGAAGAGGGCUGGGUCGGUAUCGCCUCGGUCGUCUGGGCCACCCUGAUAUCCAUCUUCAACGUCCUCCAAGACCGGACCGUUGCCUGGGGCAAGAGGGAGGAAGAGGAGCGCCUUACCGGACGAGAGGAAACCCGGCGGUCCCUCCGGGAAUGGAUCGCCGUGCUAAUCGAAACGAUCUUCAUGGUCGUGAUCGCGAUAGUCUCGAUCCUCUUCACUGCAACUCUGAUCAUCCGCGCCCGCGAUGCCUCCCUCCACGCCCCGGGACAAAAGUACCUCGUCAACGGUGAGAAGUACCAAGUCCACCUCGCCUGUGUCGGUCCCUUGAACGGCACCACCGACGGCAACGGAAAGCCCACCGUCCUCCUCGAAGGCGGCGAAGGCCCAGUCGAGCACUCUCUGCAACCCUUCAUCGACAACGUCUACAAACAAGGCCUCAUCGACCGCUACUGCUACUGGGACCGACCAGGAUACGCCUGGUCCGACAAUGCCCCCUCCCCACACUCCGCCGGCAUGGCAGCCGAUGCUCUCUCCGAAGCACUCGCCCUCGCCGGCGAGGAAGGGCCCUGGAUCCUGGUCUCCUCCGGCGUCGGCUCCAUCUACAGCCGGAUCUUCUCCAGCCGCCACCUCCUCGAAACGAAGGGCAUCAUGCUCAUCGACGCCAUGCACGAGGACUACCUCGGCCAAGUGGGCAACGCCGGCCGCGGCUUCCUGCUCUGGCUGCGCGGGAUCCUCUCCCCGCUCGGCCUGGACCGCCUCUUCGGCGCCAUCUUCAAGGGCCGCACACGCGAAGACCGCGUCUACGGCCGUAGUGCGUACCAGACGGACAAGUUCCUCAAGGCCAAGUUGCAGGAGAACCUCGUCGCCGAGUCAAUGACUGCCUCCGAGAUCCAGACGGCGCGCCAUGUCCAGAUGCCCGAUACGCCGCUUGUCGUCGUAAGCUCCGGGGUCGAGGUCCGCAGGAGCAACAAGUGGGCCAAGACACAGGAGGAUCUGACCAAAAUCACGCAGAACUUGAAGGAUUGGGAUAUCGUCAAGGGUGCGCCUCAUGAGGUGUGGAGGACAACUGAAGGUCGACAGGUUCUGGAAAAGAGACUCAGGGAACUGGUCAAGGGCGAGUGAUGAUACCCGUUUCUGGGAUGAUUUCUUUUUCUGCAUUUCAGGUUUGUCUAUCAAAUUGUAAUGUAUCUAAAUUGUCUUACGAGUGUGAUGUCCUCAUGUUUGUCCUUCUAUAUGCGGUCCAUCAUUCUUUGGAUUUCUGUGCCUUCUCUCAGGGAUCUCUCAUUUCACGCGGUUACUACCUAGGUUAGGGAUGACAAAAGAAAUUGAUGAGGUAAAUUGUCCUGUCUGAUCAUUGCAGUCGCACUCAUGACGAUAAUCAACCGCGCUGGAGAUC
Messenger RNA from Aspergillus novofumigatus IBT 16806, 2231 nucleotides. RefSeq lists its product as uncharacterized. Lineage: Eukaryota; Fungi; Ascomycota; Eurotiomycetes; Eurotiales; Aspergillaceae. Bases 380 to 1957 code for a protein of 525 amino acids. The record is from RefSeq and is a predicted model, not a curated record. The transcript is spliced from 2 exons.